AUGAAAAUUUUUCAGAGGAUUUUAUCCUCUCUACUCUUAAUCAAAUUUGCUCUUUUGGUAUUGUUCAUUAAUAAUGCCAAAACAAAUGCAAUUCGCUUCCAGAUAACAACACCUCAUGAAAAUGGUUAUUUCAUGCUACCUGAAAAACUUAAUCAUGAAAUAAGAGAAAGCUCAAGAGGUUUUGAAAGAGAGAGAAAAUAUCAUUCGUUUCAAUCUGGUAAUAUUGAUGGCAUUUCAAAACCACCCCCAUCAGGUCCUAGCAAAGGUUCGAAUAAUAAACCACCCCCAUCAGGUUAUAGCAAAGGUCCUAAUCAUGACAUGUUCCCCUCUCAAAAAGUUCAUAUAAGUGGUAUUUCAAAACCACCCCCAUCAGGUCCUAGCAAGGGUUCAAACAAUCGACCACCCCCAUCAGGUCCUAGCAAAGGUCAUAAUCAUGAUAUGCCCCCUCCUCAAAAAGUUCAUACAGAUGGUAUUUCGAAACCACCUCCAUCAGGUCCUAGUAAAGGUUCAAAUAAUAAACCACCCCCAUCAGGUCCUAACAAAUAUCCUAAUCAUGACAUGUUUCUCACUCAAAAAUCUCACACUGAUGGUAUUUUAAAACCACCCCCAUCAGGUCCUAGCAAAGGUUCAAAUAUUCAACCACCCCCAUCAGGUCCUAACAAAGGUCAUAAUCAUGACAUGUUCCCCCCUCAAAAAGUUCAUAUUUAUGGUAUUUCAAAAUCAUCCUCAUCGGGUUCUAGCGAAGACUUAAAUAAUCAACCACCCCCAUCAAAUCCUAACAAAGGUCAUAAUCAUGACGUGUUCCUCCCUUCAAAAAUUUAUAUGUGA
Messenger RNA from Vicia faba (fava bean), 828 nucleotides. NCBI's taxonomy places the organism in Eukaryota, Viridiplantae, Streptophyta, Magnoliopsida, Fabales, Fabaceae. The record is from the annotation of a GenBank genome assembly.